AUGCGUGGUGAAUGGAAUGGUUUGCAAGCAUUAUUUCUUAAUGAUUGUCCUUAUGCAUAUUAUGUGCAUUGCUUAGCUCACCGAUUACAACUAGCAUUAGUUGCCGCAUCUAGAGAAGUAAUCGUUGUCCAUCAAUUCUUUUCAAACUUGAACUUCAUUAUCAAUAACAUCGGAGCUUCUUGCAAACGAAUUGAUGAAUUACAUUAUGCUAAAGUUAUGGAAAUUGCCCAUUUGAUAGAUCUUGAUGAACUUGAAACCGGUCGAGGAGCUAAUCAGAUUGGUAACUUGCAACGACCUGGAGAUACUCGUUGGAGCUCCCAUUUUGAUUCUGUUUGUAGUUUGAUAAGGUUAUUUAGUCCAACAUGUUCAGUUCUUAACAACCUCAUUGAAGAUGGAUGUAAUUACAAGAUCCGGGGAGAUGCUGAUACUGCUUUUAAUACUCUUAGAUCAUUUCAGUUUGUGUUUAUUUUGCAUUUGAUAAAAGAUAUCAUGGGAAUAACUAAUAUCCUUUGUCAAGCUUUGCAACAAAAGGAUCAAGACAUCGUAAAUGCUAUGCAAUUGGUUUCGAGUACAAAACAAAUCAUUCUGAAAUUGAGAGAAAAUAGUUGGAACAAGUUACUUGAUAUUGUUAAAUCAUUUUGUGAGUGCCACAACAUUGAUGUGCCUGAUUUGAGUGUUCUUUAUACCAAAAAAAUUAAGGGCCAGUCACGUCACCCACAAGAGAAUAUUACACUUGAGCACCACUAUCGGAUUGAUAUAUUUUAUGGCACAAUUGAUUCACAAUUGCAAGAGUUGAAUAACAGAUUUAGUGAAAAGGCAAUGAAACUUGUUACUCUCAGCUCAGCUUUGGAUCCUAGAGAUGAUAAAUUUUAUCCUCAAGAUUUCACGGACCAAGAGAGGAUUAUGUUGACAUUCCAAUUGCAACAUUAUGAGGUUGAAAUGCCUGUUCAUUUAUAUUUGAAAAAUAUGUCAACGAUUUCUGAACUAUGUAGAGGAUUAGUGGAAACAAAGAAGUCAAAAAUCUACUUUUUGAUUGAUAGGUUGAUUCGUCUUGUCUUGACUCUUCCCGUUUCCACGGCAACUAUAGAAAGGGCAUUUUCAACUAUGAAACUUGUCAAAACACAACUGCGCAACAUGAUGGAGGAUGAGUUUCUUGCAGAUUACUUGAGUGUUAGUAUUGAAAAAGAAAUUGCUCAGACUUUUAGUACAGAUUCAAUUAUAGAUGAUUUUUCUUCUCUAAAAGAUCGUCGAGCUCAGCUUUUGUAG
Cornus florida is the source of this 1266-nucleotide messenger RNA. RefSeq lists its product as uncharacterized. The record is from RefSeq and is a predicted model, not a curated record. Gene Ontology annotation, molecular function: protein dimerization activity. Bases 1 to 1266 code for a protein of 421 amino acids. Lineage: Eukaryota; Viridiplantae; Streptophyta; Magnoliopsida; Cornales; Cornaceae. The transcript has 2 exons.